Molecule: messenger RNA, 611 nt
Organism: Prorocentrum cordatum
Lineage: Eukaryota; Dinophyceae; Prorocentrales; Prorocentraceae
Source: the annotation of a GenBank genome assembly
CUCGUGUGAGCCACCGCGUCUUCGUCAACGGGGUCUCGGUUGCAGAGGGCAUGCCGGCCGACUCGAGCAGUGCAGGCCGCGUGAAGGGCGUGUUCACUCUGGUCAGCGUGCCAGGCAUCAGCAGCGGGAUCCACCCUCCAGGCGCCAGCGGCGUCAGCGCUCCAGGCGGCGCGGCAGCGGGGUCAGCGGUCCAGCACGGCGGUCGCAUGGUCAUCGACAUCGAACACAUCGCUGCGCCAUCGACGCCGCCAGAGCUAGUGCCCAUGCUCGAGGAUCCAGCCAGCAAUCACCACCUCACAGAUCUCGGCAGGGCGCGCCUUGCGCUCCACUUCGCUGUCGGACUUGCUGGCCGCCCUUCAGCAGAGCAGGAGAUCAACAGCGGCGUGGACAUGGGUGAUCAGCACUUGGGCUUGACGACUGCCGAGUGGCGCGAGCUCCAGACCUUGGUGCCGCGGGUCAGCGACCUCAUCGGCACCGCGGCGACCUGCCUCGAGGGUGACACCAUGUCGAGGAUCAAGAUCGGUAAGACCCGCAACCUCCUCAGGGGCAGUCGCAAGGUGCUCGCUGACCUUGCUGAGGCUUUCGCCCAGUUGGACGGCCCGCAAGAUGUG